Messenger RNA from Trichomonas vaginalis G3, 2250 nucleotides. RefSeq lists its product as uncharacterized. The record is from RefSeq and is a predicted model, not a curated record. NCBI's taxonomy places the organism in Eukaryota, Parabasalia, Trichomonadida, Trichomonadidae. The transcript has a single exon. Bases 1 to 2250 code for a protein of 749 amino acids.
AUGAAUGAUAAAAUAAUACAGCCAAGGAGAGGGCGGUCAGCAAUGCAUGCAAUGACUGCUCCUCAGAGUACUCUAGGAAGUCCUCGUGGCCGAAAUAUACGAACAGCAAAAGGAAUCAGACUUAGUUUCGAUUUAACAGGUCUAAUGCAAAAUACACUUAAUCCUGAUGGGGAAGACACUUUAGCAGUUAUAAAACCCGUUUUCAGGCAGUUUAUCGAGAAAAUAUCCGACUUUUUAAAUCAUACUGGUGGAACUAAAGCAAUUCGUGAUGAUUUACAAGGAAUUACUCUAAAAACAGAUGAAUUGUUCUCUACAUUUUACUCUCAAUUAACAAAAUCAGGACGUUCUGCUAUACCAAUUUCAAAAAUUAAAACGAUUUCUUUAACUACAAUGUCUGUUAAAUCCUCUGCUAUUCCAUUUGCUUUAAUAUGGCAAAGAAUCAUCAAACAUAUCAACAGAAUCAAAGAAACAGGUGAAAAAUUAAUUCUUGAUUCAAUUAACGACAAUUUCAACAUAGUUUUGAACUCUUUAGAUUCAAUUAUCAAUAGCAAUGGAUACAAUGCCGGCAUGCAUGAUAAUAAUAUCAAGAAAGCAAGGAAAUUCCAACAAGUUGUUUGGAAUUUACAAAGAAAGGUUCAAGAUUUCUUCAAUAUCAUCAAUGUUGAAAAGAAAUAUCAUGAGAAAGCAAUUACCGAUGAGCUUAAAGUACUUUCUCGUGAUAUUUCCGCUGCUUAUACGAAUGAUUUUUCAAAGAUUGCAGCAGUUUUCUCAGAAAACGAAAACAGCCGUAACAAAAUAUAUACAUGCAUUUGUGAAGUUGUUUUUCAGCUACAUUCUCUCACAAUUUUCUCAGAAGAUGUACUUGCGAUUUCUAAUGCGUAUACAGAUGUUGAUCAGUACAUAAAUGUGAUCGUUGACAGUCUCCAGAUACGAGACAAGCUCAAUGAAACAUCUCCUGAAGAGGAAGAAGAAGAAAUUCCUCGAAAUACAACAAAUUCGCUCAAAAAGUCAAUAAUUGACAGCGAAGGAGAGUAUUUCCUUGUUGACAUGGAGCUCCCUGAGAUUGUCCAUCGAGCAUCAAUAGCUUUCAAACGAGGAAUCACAGACAGAAAGAGAUUUGACGAAUUUAUGUCAGUUUUACGUAAAAAAUCCGAUCUUGUAACAAACGAAAUCAAGACUUGCAAAGACACACUUCAAGAGCAAGCUCCAAAGAUUGCUUCCUACGACGAAAUGGAGAAGAGCCUUCAAGAAGCAACGAAAGAAAUCACUGAGUUCAAAACGCAAUCAUUUAUCCAGAAACAAACAAUAAAAGAUCUCAAAGACAAACUGAAUGAAAUGACGAACAACACGAAUGUCAAUGGCUUGAGAUCGUGUUUGAACGAUGUCUGCACUGUUCUUUCCAACAACACUGAAGAAAUAAAAGCAAAUGGAUCAAAUGAUGACGCAAUCAUCGAAACAACGCGUCAACUCCUUGAAGUUGCAGCGAAAAACAAAUGUUUGAGUUGCCAACAGAACGAAGAAGUAUUUAAGUCUCUGAAACAGUUGUUAGGAUCAGAGAUGUAUGUUGAAGAAGUCCAAAUAUUAAUCAGAAAAUAUAAUGAAUUGUCAAAUCAUUAUACAUCGCAAUCUGACAAAAUUUCGGAAUUGACGGAAGAAAUAAAGACAUUAAGAGAAAGUUUGUAUGCUAUAAUUGGUGAGUUCAAACUCUCUUUGCCUGAUGAAAAGAACUUGCCAACUUUCUCUGUAAUGUGUGUAAAAGAACAAUUGGCAAUUUUGAAUAAUAAGUUUGAAGCUGAAAAAGUUCAUCAUUCUAAGGAUAUUGUUGCUAUUACACAGAUGAUAAAGAAGUCAUUUAACUUGGCAGAAAAUACUUCUUUGGAAUCUGAUAUAGAGAACUUACAAAAAGCGUUUCAUUCCAUUCAAAAUGAAAUGAUAACUCAAUCAAAAUUCUUAAAAACCGUCGAAGAAAGAUUGAAAGCUUUGACCAGAACGUCGGCAACUCCUAAGUCAAUAAUGGAUUCGAUUGAUCAGAUGCUUAGCUUAGUAGAAAACACAGAGAACCCAUUGGAACCUUUAGUUAAAACUUUGAGAAGAACAAUUGCGGAAUCUAAAAAGUGCAUUAACGUUAUUGAACCAAAGAUACAAGAUUUAACUGGUAUAUCACUGGUUAUUAAUCAAGAUCUUGGAAUUGAUCAACGACUUGCAAAUAUUUCCGCAAAUUUGGAAACAUUCUUUGCCAAUCAAUCUUAA